This is a messenger RNA of Geodia barretti, 231 nucleotides long. The record is from the annotation of a GenBank genome assembly. NCBI's taxonomy places the organism in Eukaryota, Metazoa, Porifera, Demospongiae, Tetractinellida, Geodiidae.
AUGGCAGAAAUUCUGGGCCUGGGCCUUACCCAUUCCCCUUCCCUGAUAAAGCCCGACGAGGAAAAGGACUUUUCCAUCGCAAGGAGCUUGCGAAAUCCCAACCUUCCGCCGGAACUGAAGAUUCCCACCAACUGGCCGGAACCGAUGCGCAUUGAGUACGGCGAAGACGAAGGGUUGGAAUCUGCCAAGAAGGCACGGGCGCGGUUGUGUAAACGGCUUUCGCAAGCUUAG